Diabrotica virgifera virgifera (western corn rootworm) is the source of this 6317-nucleotide messenger RNA. RefSeq names its product centrosomal protein of 290 kDa. The record is from RefSeq and is a predicted model, not a curated record. The coding region runs from base 331 to 6168 and encodes 1945 amino acids. The transcript has 24 exons. Lineage: Eukaryota; Metazoa; Arthropoda; Insecta; Coleoptera; Chrysomelidae.
AUUGUGGGUACCCAGCAAGAAAUCUGGCAGGAAAAUGUGACGUCGGUCACUGUGUAUUAGCACUGACGACGGCGCUUUUCCUCAGCUUAAAACUGUGUAUCUAACACCGCGUGUAUGUGUUCGUAGUUUUUCCAAAAAAAUUCAAUUUCCUUCUAAAGUUCUACGCUUAAUCCACGUCUUUGUUAUGUAAUUUUCAAUCGGCACUCAUGUUCUGUUGGAAAAUGUUAUUUUUACUGAUUGUGACUGAAGACUAUUCUUUGAAAGUGAAAAGUCUAGUGUAUUUUUGAUUAACCUACAAGAAUAACCUGUGAAUAUUUCUAGUCAGACAUAAUGCAUCAUGCAUAUCCUUCCGUACGUGGUGAUCCCCUUUGUCCUUUAGGAUUUCAUCCACAAGUAAGAUGGCCCACAAGAUGUAAACGAUGUUUUAGGGACUACAAAGAACAUGGCGGAAAGAAAAGAGAAAGCGAAUCAAAUCUGCACAAAGAUGCAUCCACUGUUUCUACACCUAGUUUAUCAUGGAGUACUAGAGAUGGUGAGACCAAAAACAGAAGUUGGAUGUCUAGUACAAAUCUAUCCACAAUUGAAAAUAGUCACAAUGAUAGUAAUAGUUUUAAUUAUCCAUCAUCGUGGAUAUCCACUCCAGAUUUAGCCAAUAUGCAAGAUGAUGCACAACCAAUCACAACAGUUAGCAUAUCAUUGCCAAAGAGAAAAAUAAAACCUUUAGAUACCGGCCAGCGAACAGUUUCAGACAGUUUUUCUUUGCAAAAAGAAAAGCCAUCAUCUUUGUUUAGCAAAAACGACAGUCUAGCAACUAGGGCGAAUAAACUAAAAGCAAUCAAAGAAUCUUCACCUAGUACACAACGAGGAAAUAGAAUCCAAAUAAAAGAAGUUAAGACUAUUUCGGAGGAACCUACAAAUCAUGAUGUACAAUUUCUCAUUCAAGUGAAAACGAAACAAAAUGUGGAGCCUCCACAAGAUAAUUCCGACAAUGACGAUGCAGUAAGUCUAGCUGGUACUGAAACUACGGACACAACGCUUGUAGAUGUACAAGAAAACGAACUGAGGGAACAAUUGGAGAGUCUCAAGAAAGAACUAGAAACAACAAAAUCCAAAUGCGAUAGGCUAGAAAGAGAAAAAAGUGACAUUCUUCUCAGGAGGCUAGCGGCUAUGGAAACAACCACCAGCAAAACAAGCGCUUCUGAAGUUCUAAAGCUACAACAGAAAUGUAACGAAUUUCAACAGCAGUUGGAAGAUUAUAGAGAUGAAAAGAAAAGUCUGAGUUUAAAGGUAAGAGAAUUAGAAAGUGAUUUGGAUAACAGGCCAACGGCGCAGGAGGCUCAGAAAGUAGCAGACGAUCUACGAUCGAAACUACUGGCUGCCGAAACUUUGUGUGAGGAAUUAAUGGACGAGAAUGAGGAUAUUAAGAAAGAACUGAGAGAUAUGGAGGAACAAAUGGAUGAGUUGCAAGAUAAUUUUAGGGAGGACCAAGCAGUAGAAUAUACAUCUUUAAAAAAAGAUCUAGAUCAAACAACGAAAAAUUGUCGAAUACUAUCAUUCAAACUAAGAAAAUCAGAAAGGAAGGCAGCACAAUUAGAAUUUGAAAAAGCAGAGUUAGACAAGAAAAUGAAGGAUAUAUCAGGAAGCGGUUCAACAGUUACGCAAAUAGAAAAAAUUAAACAGUUGGAACAAGACCUGAAGGUAUCAAAUGAAGUCUCUGUUCGCUUGCAGAAAGAAUUAGAUGAAGCUAAAACAAAAAUUUCCAAAGUAGAGGAUACCAAGGGAUUAGGCAAUAAAAAGGCACCAUUACUAGGAAGCAUUGCCAAGAACCCUUCUUUAGAUGGAAAAGUAUCCCGCGAGUCACUUACCAGAGGAGGUUCCCAGGACGACCCAGUCCAACUCCUUCGGGAUCUUCAAGAUUCGCUGGAGAGAGAAGCAGAUUUAAGAGAACAAUUGAAAUUUGCUGAAGAAGAGGCUCAAACAUUACGUAAAAAAGUAUCCCGGAUUGAAGACGACAAUGAAUCGCUAGUCCUACAAUUAAAGAAAAUGGCCACAAGAGCAAGAACCCGAAAAUUAAGUCCUACCAACUUGAAACUAACCCCAGAACCACAAGAAAAAUCUGACAUAUCCGAAGAAGACGACCCAACAGAGAUAAAACUGCAACUGGAGUUAAGUGAGCAGGAAGCUUCCGUUCUUCGACACAAAGUCGAAGAACUUGAAGGAGACAAUCACCGACUAAAAGCCAAAAUUAAAGAAUUACAAGAAAAAGCCCCAUCCAAAAUUACCACAAAACGUACACUAUUGACUAGCGAAAAGGUUAAAGAAAAUUCACUAUUGAAUCAGAAACUUAAGGUUUUGGAGGAUGAAACAAAUGACAUAAGGAAGAAACUCAUCGAGAAAGAAAGAGACUGUGAACGUCUCCAUGCCGAACUAAGUCUGACACAAAAGAGAUCCAAGGGCAUGCAGAAAAGCAAAUCUUUGGAUCUUGAUCAACAAACUUUGGAUCUUCGUAGGCAACUGCAAGUAAUCGAACAAGAAGCAACUGUGUUAAGGAAUAAGGUCCAAACUUUGGAAGUAGAAAAUGAAAAACUUGGUAACGAAAAUAAAAAACUAGGAUUGAAAACUGCCGUCAAAGGUAUUAAAUCUGACAAGAAUCUUGACAAAUAUAUCGACCAAAUAGCAACACUGGAAGUGGAAAUAUCUGAAAAGAAUGACAAAAUUAAAGAUUUGGAAGAUUUACUAAACAAAUCUGAUAAAAGAGACUCUGUUUUAAUAAAGGGUGAUUUUAAGAAAUUUAGUCAAAGAACCCCUAAGAAAAUUUCUGCUCUGACUUCCAAGGACCAAAUGAAGACCAUGGUCAGCGAUUUAGAAAAAGAAAUAGGAGAAAUUCUUCAAGUACUGAAAACUAAUGAAAACGAAAAAAUUAAAUUGGAAGAAGAAGUUAAUUCCAAGGUAAAGAAAUCUACCACGGAAUUAGAAGAACUGAACAAAAAAGUUAAUUCGUUGGUAAAAGAACGCGACGAAGAAAGACUAAAAGCUAGUAAAAUCAAUGUGGAAAAGGAAGAAUUAAAUAAAACAAUAAGUAAAUUGAAAGAUUCUGUUGAUAAAGCUUCGAACGAAAAAUCUAAUUUACAAACUGAAGUAGAUAAGCUAGUUAAAGACAAACUAAAAUUAAAUAAUGACAAGAAAUCUUUAGACGAAGAAAUAUCCAAGCUACAAGCUACUCUAAUAUUUCAUCUUUUAGAAUCAUCGGCUGCCAGGCAGAGUGAGAUAACUAGUCUUACCCAAAAAGCGAAUUCUCUGGAACAGUCCCUAGAGACAAAGGACAAAGAAAUUAAGAAACUUAAAGAUGAUUACAAUAAAGUCACAAGUGAGAUAGAAAAAGAAAGAGCGAAAUUGAAAACAUUAGAAAAUGACCAACUGAAAUGGGAAGAAGAGAAGAAGAAAUUGAAUCGCAAAAUUGAAACAUUAACAACCAAAAUCAAUGGUUUGGAAUCUACUAUUCAACAAAAAGAUAAAUUAGUCAAACAACUGGAAACUAGUCUAGAGAGAGAAAAGGAACUGGUAACCAAGGCCAACAGAAGAGGAGGAGAACUUGAAAGCAAAGAAAUCAAUAAACUCAAAGAAGAAUUGGAGAGUUCAAGCAAGUCCAAUAAGAGCUUAGAAGAAAAGCUAGCCAAGAGUCAAUUAGAAAAUAAAAAUGGAAAGCUGGAGAACGAAAAGAAAAUUAAACAAAUGGAAAUUGAUCUACAAAAUGAAAGAAAAAAACUUGAAGUCCUUAAGACUAACAACGAGAAAGAACAGAGGAAUAGAGAACUGGAGCUAACAGCAUUAAGGGAGAAAAUCAGAAAACUGGAAUUAAACACAUCUAGCUCACCCGAAAUUACAACCCUGCAAAAAUCGAUUGCGGACUUGGAAACUAAAAUUACUAAGGAAGUAAGAAAGUAUGAUGAACUGACGGCUAAAUAUGAAAUAUUAGAAGAGGAACAUGUUAUUACUAAAGCAAAAUUAGUAAUGGAGAAAGAAACAUUAGAAUCCCAAUACAGAAAUCUAAAACGUGAAAUGGAACAACUAGAAAACGAGAUAAAAACUCUAAGAGAUGCUUUUAAUACCAAACAAGAUAUUUGGAUAAAAGAAAAAUUAGAUUUAGAAUCAAAACUUAAAGCAAGACCACUUUCAGGAAGUGGUGAUUCUGAUAGGCAAAGACUGAAAGCUCUACUUGAAGAGAAGCAAUCAGAAUAUGAUCAAAUUAAAAAAGAGUAUGACGCUAUCCACGAACAAAUGGAUUACAUGAGGAAAGAAAACGACGAACUAAAGAGAAAAUUGGAUGACUAUGACAAGGUUAACAAAAUUCAAAGAAAUAUUAAUGCAGACAGUAAUGCAAUGGAAAAAGAAAUCAAACAGUUGAGGAUAAAAUUAAACAAUCUCGAGAAAAGUAAAAAAUCUGAUCUCGCCGAACUGAAGAUGAGAUACGAAAGCCAAAUCAAUGUGGUAAAUGGUGAAUUACAAUCUCUUCAGAAUCAAGUUAUUAGAUUUAAAAGAGAAAAAGACACCUAUAAACACAUGCUAGAAACAGCUCAAAAAACUAUUGGAGAUCUCAAACAAUCCCCUAAGUUAUCCAGAGAUGGACCUAAAAACCUUAAUUAUGAUGAGCUGGAAGACUCAAAAUCCAGAGUAGCAAGCCUUGAAGAACAAAUAAGUUGUAUGGAAGACGAACUUUCAGAAGCAAGGCUAGAAUGUUCAAGACUUAAAACUGAGUUAGUUUCUGAACGUUCAUCCUUCGAAGUAAAAUUAUCAGAAAUGCAUUCCAAAGUAAAUGAAUUAGAAGAAGAAAAGGUGUUGAGUAGCGGUAGGACCAAAAUAGUAGGUUUACGAACGAGAAUGGAGCUAGCAUGGCAAAAAGAAAGAGAAGAGCAGCAAAGGCUGCUUCAAGAAACGGCAACGCUUGCAAGAGACCUGCGACAAACGUUAUUUGAAGUAGAAAGGGAAAGGGAUAAAGAAAGGCUAGAAGCUAAGCGUAAGCAAGACCAAUUAAAGAAAACUUCUGAUGAAGAUCAAGAUGAAAACAAAAAGAAGAUUACAGAGUUGCAAUGUGAUCUUUUGGAACUUAGAGACGCCCAUGCUAAGUUGAGAACUACGAAUGAGAAGCUUAGAAGAGAAAGAGAAAGGUAUGAAAAAGAAAGGGAGGAGCACAGAUCAAUAAUGCAUGGCAAAAAACGUGUUGAUUUGGAAGAUGAUCGAAAAAUAAAUGCUUUGGUUGAGCAAAUGGAUACAUUAAAACAAUUAGCACCAGAACUUUUCUUCUCUCGCGAAAGUGAAGCUCCAUAUACCCCCACACCUCCAAGAAGGACUAAAUCUAAAUCAAGAGAAAGUUCUCCAGCUCUAGAAAGAAGGGAAACGUCUAUGGGUCCUGAAGAAAAACAACAACAAAUUCAGUAUAUAAUGCAAAGGCUUGUACACACAACCGAAGACCUAAGAAGACUGCAACGAUUCUCUGAAGAGGAUGCAGAAAGAGAACGCGUUAGAAGAUCCAUGGGCAUUAGAAGAGCUACUUCAACGGAGCAUGAAUCGGUAAUUUUCCGAAACAAGACACCCCAGAUAAGAAAAAGCUCAGCGUUUUCCACAGGCAGCUUAAAACGUAAAAGUAUUUCCCUGGAACAUACUAUUCAAACCGAACAAAGUAUUUGGACCAAUGAUAACAGCAUGUCAAGCUUGAAUUCGCUUGAACUGCAUUCUGAUAUAGAGACGAGUAAAACGAGAAGAGAUGCAAGCUUGGAUAGCAGGUUAUCUAGUGGGUCCACGCAAAGUGAAUUAGGCGACAAAAAGAAAAAGAAAGGAAUCAUUGGAAAGCUUAAAAAACUAACUAAAUCUAGAAGUAUCGACGAUAAAGAUCCAGAUAAUUUUUCGCCAAUGAGGCCGCUCUCUACAAAGACUGCUUCUGGUGAGAGCGUUGAAGAUACCAAAGGGAGUAAGAAAGACUUAAAAGAAAGAAUAACUGGUAUAUUUAAAAAGGCUGGUUCAUCAUCAAGGAGCAACAGCGUUGAACGAGGCAUUGAGAGGAAACAUGAGACGAGCUCAACACAAAGGCCUUUGGUAAGAAAUGGAAGCAAUGGUCAUAUAACUGCAUCAAGUGAUACAGAGAGCUCGAAGUCAAAAUCAAGAAGAAGCUAAUGGCAACAACUAAUAUAUAUUAAGAUAAGAAUGUCAUAAUCGUAAUAAGUGGUAAAUAGGUGUACGUGGAGUAUUAGAAAAUGUUCUGUUUUCUGAAAAAUUGGUCCAUGUUUGUAUGUCAAAUAAAGAAGUAUUUAUACACAGAAUAA